GUAAAGCACGUUACAAGGCAUAUUCACUGAUCAGUCCUGCGCAAGUCUUGCUGCCUAGAGAUUUUAUACCAUUGAUUAGUGAGAUCAUCAUGGUUGUCAAUCUGAUAGCAUCAGCUGCUCGGAAGUAUUUUCCUGUUGUAAUGCUUCCUGUUGCAAUUGUUGUUGGAGUGGCUGGUUAUACAAUUGAGCGAAAGUUUAGAAAACAGAAAGUCAUAACACGUCCUAAGACGGUAGCAGAGGAGAGAGAAGAGAGGAUGUUAAAAGAAUUAGCUGGAGAACAAUCUCAAAAACUGCAGCAACCAAGUGUUUUAGAAUGGCAGGCUGGUCGAGGACUGACUGAACGAGAGAGAUUACGUGGAGACCAAUCAACUGAAUGACACGUUUCUUCAGCAGCAAUUGCAGAAUUUCUUAAUUAAAAGACGUAGAGACCAGACUUUUCAAGAAGCUGCACUGACCACAUUCACAUUGUCAUCUGUGAUAGUUAGAACUGUUUCUCUGUCAUGUUAGUGAAUAUGUGGAGAAAAAUAUGUUUAAGCUUAAUGGAAUUGUUAUGAUUAA
Molecule: messenger RNA, 558 nt
Organism: Corticium candelabrum
Lineage: Eukaryota; Metazoa; Porifera; Homoscleromorpha; Homosclerophorida; Plakinidae
Product: small integral membrane protein 12-A-like
Exons: 2
Coding region: 90-377 (95 amino acids)
Source: RefSeq, a predicted model, not a curated record